Molecule: messenger RNA, 3602 nt
Organism: Poeciliopsis prolifica (blackstripe livebearer)
Lineage: Eukaryota; Metazoa; Chordata; Actinopteri; Cyprinodontiformes; Poeciliidae
Gene: grnb
Product: granulin b
Exons: 16
Coding region: 198-2438 (746 amino acids)
Cellular component (GO): extracellular region
Source: RefSeq, a predicted model, not a curated record
GUCACGUGUGAGCCUAUCAUGUGACAAAUGCCUUCAAAAUUUGCAGCAAGUUGUUUUUGUCUUCUUAGAACACUUCUCAUUCCACCUAUUACAUCUGCCUUCAUAAAACUGCGAGGUUUUGAGAGGAGUAUGCAGCAGUACCCAGAGCUCUAAUAACAGCUGAACUGUUUUUGCCUCCCUAAAGCCAUCUAUUCACAAUGACUCUUCAAAUGGGGGUCUUGUUUCUAGCAUUGCUGGGCCUGAGCGCAGCAUUGAUCUGCCCUGAUGGAGGCAUGUGUGAAGAUAAAAACACCUGCUGCAAGAACACUCAGGGAGGUUAUGGCUGUUGUCCGCUACCACAUGCAGAGUGUUGUUCAGACCACCUUCACUGCUGCUACCAGGGGACCGUGUGUGAUCUGGUCCAUCAAAAAUGUAUUAAUAAAACCGUUUCACUUCCAUUGAUAAAGCGACUUCCGAGUAAGCAGAUAUCAUCUCCCUCUCAGCUCAUCAGCGGAAUAAAGGCGGUCAUGUGUCCGGACCAUGAGUCGGAGUGUCCUAAUGACACCACCUGCUGCCAGCUUUAUGAUUCUUCUUGGGGUUGCUGUCCGUUACCCAAGGCAGUUUGCUGUGAGGAUAAACGCCACUGUUGCCCUGGAGGAUCAAAAUGCGAUCUCGUCCAUUUAAAGUGUGUUUCUUCGUCACUUGGGUCAUUCCCGAUGCUGGAAAAACUACCAGCAAAAAGAUCAAAGGAUAGGCCAGUUUCUGUGGCUGGUUCAAUAAUUUGUCCUGAUGGGAAAAGCAGCUGCCCAGAUGGUUAUACAUGCUGCGUCCAGGCCAGCGGACAAUACGGCUGCUGCCCUUACCAAGAGGCCACAUGUUGCAAUGAUCAUCUCCAUUGUUGUCCAAGCAACACAACAUGUGACCUAAAGCAUGGAGUCUGUAAGUCUGGAGGGAACGAAGUGCCACUGACAAAGAGGAUUCCUGCUGUGUCCCGUGAUGUGGAGUGUCCAGAUAAGAAAACGGUCUGUCCUGAUCAGACAACCUGUUGCCAGUUGACCAACGGAUCGUUCGGCUGCUGUCCAAUGCCUGACGCUGUCUGUUGUUCAGACCACAUUCACUGCUGCCCUUCAGGGACAAAAUGUGACCUGACACACAGCACCUGUGUGUCCGUCCAGGAAAACCCUCCCUUGCCCAUUAAGAAGCUCCCGCCCAUGACGGACCAGAGGCCAGCGCAGAGCAAAGUCCAUGCUGUUUCUUGUAAUGCCUCUGUGGCCUGCGCUGACGGAAACACCUGCUGUAAAUCCCCAACAGGAAAGUGGGCCUGUUGUCCUUUACCUCAGGCUGUGUGUUGCGAGGACCACCUGCACUGCUGUCCCAGUGGCACUAUCUGUAACCUGGCAACCUCCAUGUGUGAUCAUCCCUCAGGUGUAGCGCUGAUGCCGCUGCUCCCCAAUACGCCCGUCUUUCCUCUGCUGACAGAAAACAGCAAGUGUGAUAAAUCCACGUCGUGUCCCGGUAAAGCUACCUGCUGCAAGACGGCGAGUGGGGGAUGGGCCUGCUGUCCUCUACCCGAGGCUGUCUGUUGUGACGAUCACAUCCACUGCUGUCCUCACGGCUCUGUUUGCAACUUGGAGACUGAAACUUGUGACGACUCCUCUGGUGUCUUUCCGCCGCUUCCCCUGCUGACCAAAGUUCCCGCUUUGACCAGUCGAGUUCAACAGGAGAAACUCAUGUGUGACGGUCAGACCAGCUGCCCAAAAGACACGACCUGCUGCUUCAUGGAGAGAACCCACAAAUGGGGCUGCUGCCCUCUGCCGGAGGCAGUGUGUUGUAAAGAUGGAAUCCACUGCUGCCCCAGUGGACACACUUGUGACCCCCACCGGUCCUUGUGCUCCAGCGGCCCUCAUCGAAUUCCCUGGUCCACCAAACUUGGCGCUCUGACCGAGCUGCGUGCGUCGUCCGACGUUAAAUGCGACAACAGAAGCAGCUGUGCCACAGGAACGACCUGCUGCAAACUGCCUAGCGGCGAGUGGGGCUGUUGCCCGUUGCUGAAGGCGGUUUGCUGCCCUGACCACGAGCACUGCUGUCCUCAGGGCUACACAUGCAACAUGGAGACUAAAACAUGUGAGAAGAAAGGCUACAAUUUGCAGCUCACUCCUGCUCUUCUGAGUAAAGUGGAAGAGUCUGCGUUGAAAGAGGCAGUGGAGGAAACAAACGUACAAUGUGACGGCACCGGAGUGUUUCUCUGCCCCCCAAAAUCCACCUGCUGUAAGAUUUCCGCUACAGAGUGGAGCUGCUGUCCCUUUGUCAAGGCUGAAUGCUGUGCAGACAUGAAGCACUGCUGUCCUGUUGGGUAUUCAUGUGACCUGAAGGCUGGAGGUUGCAUUCCACAGACCCAGCUGACCUGGGAUACUUUGCUGGGGGUCAGACAUAAAGACUCGGUCCAUAGUGGACUCUAAUCUGGCAGAUGACCUGCACCACGGAAUCCUUUCCAUCAAUCCAUUGCUUGUUACUGUGGACAAAGUGGUUACUUUUUGGUUACUCUUAAUUGCGUUUUAUUUUUUUUUUUUGAAGUGUAGUGAUUGGGAAGAGGUUUUGCUUUUAUGGGCAUUCUGUUUAUUGAGCAAGUCUCUCUCCAUUUAAACUUAUUUCAAGACUGAAUGGGGAAUUGAGUUCAUCUUCUGCACCAUGUUUGUAAAUCAACCCAGAUGUAGAGGAAGCUUUUAUCUGCAACAGUAGGUGGGAAUGCAGUAAAUUCACAUUCAAUUAGUACGAAACGCAAAUAUUUAAUACAUUGCACAAAAGUGAAACAAUAAAGCAAACAUUUAAAUUUAUACAUAAAUUCAAGAGGCUAAAGUGAGAAUAUUAUGUAUAUUCCAAAUAAAGAGAGCCCAGAAACAUCAGGUAAAAUGUCAAUAAUUUUUCUGAAAAUAAAUUUCUGUUGUCUUUGGAUCGGAGUUACAGAAAAUCUAAAGCAUCAGCUUAGUUUAAGAAAAUGCAUCUUGUGCAUCUUGUCUGACAAGGGAGUUCUGUUUGUACACUAAGAGGAACAGAUGUUCACAAAAUCAAGCCUGGUUAGAUCACCAACUGCAGGCCUGAAAGUUUCACUGUGCAGCUGCCAUCAGCUCUGUCCAUCCCGUUGGCUCUGCUGACUGUCUAGUUUCAACACUGUUAUUAGUAUUAGAGGUUUUUUUUUUUUUUUUUUUUGGUAAUUUUAAAAGUUUGACAACAUACAUUGGAUUGGUUAAUAGCUCCAAAAGGUUGUUUUAAAGAGUUGAACACUGGCAAAUAUAUCAUGGUUCAAUAGAUGGUUCAAUUUACAAUUUUUGAUUUUGCAUGAAUGAAUGAAUAAGCACAGAUGUGAAUAAAUUUCCUUUAAAUUUCUAAUAGUUCAACUUUGAAGAAAUUUUUGGGUGAUAUGAGAAAUUUAAAUAGUUAGUUCUGUGUUUUAAAAUUUGUGUUUCAGGCACCCUGUAGAUGUUUGAAUUUUUCAGUUUUGUUUUUUUAAAACUUGGAAAAAAGGAAAGUAAAACAAUAAGGUGUGCCUUAUUUAAUAUUGACUGGGUUUUUGUAUGUUAUGGAAUCUGUUAAUAAAAAUUUCUCCUCUCUGGUUUUAAAUGCAA